GGUAAACAAAUAUUUGCCGACGUGCCAAUUAUGAUUGGUUUGAUAGUUGUUUUAAGCGGAAGUCGUCGAUCGGUUGGUCUUUUUGAGAUUAAGAGGUCCGAGUAAUUAAAAUAUGUUCUGUAUUUAAUAUUUGAUUUUUAUUUUGCUAUUCCCUGUUUCAAUACUUUCCAUUUGUUUAAUUUAUUAAUCAUAAUUUAAUAGGAAGUUCCGGAAUUCCUCAACAGAAAUACUUCAUUCGUACCCGGUUUCCUAGCGUCUCCAUUGUGAAUAGUUUUGACAUUCGAAUUGAACAUAUGUUUGUGCUGAAAUAGAAAUGUCAACAAUUCAGUUCCCAAAACAACCUCUAAUAUUCAAAGGUGAGUAUAUUGCGUGCUUAGAAACAAAUAAAGUGAUCAGCUUCACUGCGUUGUGAAAAUGGAUCCCUGGAUUUUUCUUGGCGUAAUUGUGGCGUUGUACUGCGCGUGUUUUUUCAUUGAUCGACUCUUCAAGAGUUGUAUGCACUAUCCAUACGAUGCAUUUCUGAAAAAUACAGGGCUGACGGUGCAAUUUUUGCGCCUGCGUUGGCAUACUACCGCAUUUAAUCGUGCCAUGCUGCGUUGGGGCAACAAUAGCGGUUGGAUGCGUCUAUGGCUCACGCGUAGUUACACUGUCGGCGUUUUGGUGUCUUUAUCGUUGUUACCAAUCGGUAUAAUUUUACUAUUUAUAACUAUAUUUAAUGGCGAAAGUAGUAGCACAGCACAAGCCGCUACACGGAGUGGACCAAGUGCGGAAAGCGGUGUACUACAGAAUGCACCAAAAGUGGAAAUUUUAUUGCCUGGUGUUAAUUUACCACUCGAGGAAGUCGGCUACUACGCAUUAACUUUACUUUUAUGCACAAUAGUGCACGAAUUCGGACACGCAUUGGCGGCGGUGCAAGAAGAUAUACCGGUGAUUGGAUUCGGUUUUCAACUUUAUUUAUGUCUACCGUUCGCAUACACCGAAAUCUCCACGGAACACCUAAAUGCACUCAAAUGGUUCAAAAAGUUGCGCAUUAUCUGCGCGGGCAUUUGGCAUAACUUUUUAUUUGCCCUCUUCUGCUACUUACUGCUCUCCACGUUGGGUUAUGUAGCCGCGCCGUUUUACACAAUAGAUCAUGGCGUUGUGGUCACCGAAAUGACACGUAAUUCACCGUUGCUUGGCACAGCUGGUAAAGGACUUAUGACUGGUGACAUUGUUACACAAAUUAACGACUGCAAAGUGAACACAGAGUCGGAUUGGUAUCACUGUCUGCGACGUUCAAUACAAGGACCACAUCUAGGUUACUGUGUUUCCCAUGACUUUAUACGAUACAACGAUGAGAGCAUCGAAAUCUCACAUCACAGCGCCGAUGGCAUGCUACAGUGUUGUGAUGAACGCAACGAAAAGCUUUGCUGUUUCGAGUCUGUGACUGAAGGCCUUAAUAGCUUGGAAACGGCGGGCAUUACAGAUACCGCAGAACAUGCACAAAUACCACAACAUGUUUGUCUAGAUGUGCGCCGUACAAUAGAAGACUCACAUGGGUACUGUAGCGGUGGCGUUAGCAAAGGCGGCAAAUCGCGUAAGGACAGCUUCUGUCAAAGUGGCUUCUGCUUGCGUCCUUUACUACGCAACACAACAACGAUUUUGACAUUCAAACGUACAACUGGCAGCGCCAGUAGUCAACCAACGAAAUUGCGCGAUGUGAUCUACAUUGGGCAUCCAGCUGACGUUUCGAGUACUGUGCGUAUAUCACCUUUUGUGCCGCGUCAGUCUUACGUGUCACCCCAGUGGGGUGAUACUUACGCUCUCUUCCUCAAAUAUAAUGUGAUUUUCAGCUUUGGUCAGGCGUUACUAAACGCCAUACCAUGCUUUGGUCUGGACGGCUAUCACAUCACCAGCACUAUUGUGCACAGUUUUCUAGUGCUGCGCGUCACGGAACGCCCAAAACGUGAUUUUAUAGCAUUGCUAGUCGCUGGCAUAGGCACAAUUCUCUUUGGCUCGGCGCUAUUGAAAGUGCUCUGGAUGAGUGUGAUACGUUUUAUAUACUAGUCCGUUGUAUGGUGCUACUUUCUGCUGAAUUUCUCAACUUAUUAGUAACUACGACUAUUUAUUAUAAUUUUUUUUUAAUACAUAUUUGAAUUGCCUAGAGUAGGACACGCGCAAUGCAUGCUUAAUGAUAAACAACAACAACAUUAAUUUAUAGUUUUUCUACCAAAUACUUGAUGCUGUAGUAUUUAAAGAAUUUACUGUAAUUAAACAAUUAGAAACGACGUAGACGCUGAUUCGAUUCGAAUUGCAUGCAUUAUAUCGAGUUAACAUUUUCUAAUAAUGUAGAUACGUAAACGUAACGUAUUUUCACAUAAAAAAAACGUAACAAGUUAGACUAAAGUUUGUGGUUGAACGAAUAAACCACAAAAUACGGAACUGCUGAAUUACCAAAUAAUAUGCACAAACUGGCAAAUAA
Zeugodacus cucurbitae (melon fly) is the source of this 2461-nucleotide messenger RNA. It is a transcript of the gene S2P, whose product is annotated as membrane-bound transcription factor site-2 protease. NCBI's taxonomy places the organism in Eukaryota, Metazoa, Arthropoda, Insecta, Diptera, Tephritidae. Gene Ontology annotation, molecular function: metalloendopeptidase activity; protein binding. The transcript is spliced from 4 exons. Gene Ontology annotation, cellular component: membrane; cytoplasm. The record is from RefSeq and is a predicted model, not a curated record. Gene Ontology annotation, biological process: regulation of response to endoplasmic reticulum stress; membrane protein intracellular domain proteolysis. Bases 415 to 2046 code for a protein of 543 amino acids.